Molecule: messenger RNA, 862 nt
Organism: Melanaphis sacchari
Lineage: Eukaryota; Metazoa; Arthropoda; Insecta; Hemiptera; Aphididae
Exons: 1
Coding region: 13-669 (218 amino acids)
Source: RefSeq, a predicted model, not a curated record
GUCGCGCAUACCAUGGAGUUUAGUCUAGCAAAACCCGCGUACCACAUGUGCAGUGCCGAAGAUCGAAUGUUUUACGACGCGAUACCCGGUUGCGUGAUACGGAUCGACCUGCAGGACUGUUGCCGCUAUCUGCUGACGCCCGGCAACAACACGCUGGAGAGCUGGCGCCAGACCAUUCCGCGGCCGGACGUGUGCAUCCUGGCCGCCCUGCACGGGCACGUCGACUGUUUGCAGCGGGCGCACAAGAUCGGCAUACCGUGGGACUGGAGGACCACCCAGGCGGCCGCCCGGGGGGGCAGCAUUGAGUGUCUCAGGUACGCUCGCGAAAACGGCUGCCCGUGGGACGUAAGCACCUUCAGCAACGCCGCGUACAUUGGCCACUACAGGAUUCUGAAAUACGCGCUCCGGAAUGCGUGCCCGUGGAACGAGGUGACGUGUGCCGCAGCCGUGGCGGGCGGCCAUCUCAACUGUCUGAAAUUUUUGCAUCGGAAGGGAUGUCCGUGGGAUGCGUACACGUGCUGCGCCGCCGCGGAGAAUGGCCACUACCGGUGUCUAAAGUACGCGCACCAGAACGGGUGCGAGUGGAAAAUUAAUACGACCUCUAUCGCGAUAUUCAACGGCCAUAUGAAAUGUUACCGUUACGCUGUCGAUAACGGUUGCGAUUUGUAAGGGGUCAUGUGUUCGAAUGCUGUAUGUUCGAACGCUAAGUGUACGAAAGAUUGUCUGUACGAAAGAUUAUAUGUUCGAAAGGUCGUAUAUUCGAAAUUAUCGAUAAAUGAAACAUGAAUUUUACCAAAAUAUUUAUUAUUCGUUGAUUCGAUUUUCUGCGUAAAAAAUUAAAUUUAAAAAUAUCAAAAAGUCG